GGCAAUGUUUGAUGAAAUGGAGCAUCACUACAGAACAUUUUUGGAACAUUAGCAAAUAAUUUUUUCUUUCUAUUUUCAGAUCAGGAUGUCAUCGCUGUUUUAUAUUUGUGUUUUUGUGGGGAUCGUGGCGUGCGCUGCCGCCUUGGACUGUAACCAUGGUGUCACGGACGGAUGCAGCAUUCCACUGGGCAUGCCGUUCUUCUACAAAAGCAGAUUUCGUCAUGCGUGUGACAAACAUGACAUUUGCUAUCAUUGUGGUGUGUCACACGGCGUGAGUAAGCACCAGUGCGACGUCCGUCUCUACCACAACGCCAUCAGCGUCUGUCACAGCGCCGGCAAGAGGUUCAUCUUCGAUAUGGACGCCGUCACCAAGCAGUUCUGCGACAGCAUCGCCAAGGCCUACUACAGCGCCGUGAACAUCUUCGGAAGUGGAAGCUACCACAACUCUCCCGACCACUACUGCCACAGUUCGUGGGUCCCCCAUUGUAUUUAAUACU
This is a messenger RNA of Gigantopelta aegis, 497 nucleotides long. RefSeq names its product conodipine-P1-like. Gene Ontology annotation, molecular function: A2-type glycerophospholipase activity. The transcript is spliced from 2 exons. Lineage: Eukaryota; Metazoa; Mollusca; Gastropoda; Neomphalida; Peltospiridae. Bases 86 to 493 code for a protein of 135 amino acids. The record is from RefSeq and is a predicted model, not a curated record. Gene Ontology annotation, biological process: phospholipid metabolic process; arachidonate secretion.